This is a messenger RNA of Haplochromis burtoni (Burton's mouthbrooder), 1371 nucleotides long. RefSeq names its product von Willebrand factor A domain-containing protein 5A-like. The record is from RefSeq and is a predicted model, not a curated record. Lineage: Eukaryota; Metazoa; Chordata; Actinopteri; Cichliformes; Cichlidae. The coding region runs from base 70 to 1137 and encodes 355 amino acids. The transcript is spliced from 10 exons.
CAGCUGUUGUAUUGCAGGUGUUUCUCUUUUGGGAUUGGGGAAGGGGCCAGCUCUGCUCUCAUCAAUGGGAUGGCCAAGGAAGGAGGAGGUCACGCUCAGUUCAUCACAGGGACUGACAGGAUGCAACCAAAAGUGAUGCAGUCGCUGCGAUUUGCUCUGCAGCCAGCUGUGGAAGAUGUUUCUGUUACAUGGGAUUUACCAAAGGGAUUAACUGUCACCGUCCUCUCUCCACCAAUCACAACCAUUUUCCAGGGUAAAAGGUCACUGAUUUAUGCACAGCUUACUGGACAGAGCUCAGAGGCAGCAGAGGGCUGUGUGACGGUGAAGUACAGCCUGGCAGGUCAUCCCUCUGAGAACCAGCUGCACUUCAGUCUCAGACCUGCAGAGGACGCUGGCUUAAUAGUCCACAGGUUAGCUGCUCGGACUCUUAUUUGCUUGCUAGAGAUGGAAGCAGAAAACAAUCAGGAAAAAGAAGAAGUAAAAAAGAAGGUGGUGCAGCUGAGUGUCCAAUCAGGAGUGAGCAGUUCUUUCACUGCUUUCAUUGCUGUCAAUAAAGACAACAACAAGGAGAUUCAAGGACCUCUUCUGCACCGAGAUAUUCCAAUGGCUGGUCUAAUGGGAUUUGCUGCUACCCCUUGCUGUCUAAGAGCUAAUAUUUCCAGUUUUUCACCUGGUCUCGAUUACUACUGUGCAAUGGAUGACUCUGAAGCAGAUUCUGAUAUGGAUUUUGGAAACCCUCCAGAAUUCGAAGACGAGUGCUAUUACGAAGCACUGCCGGAUGAAGAAUUUCCACCUGCUAAGAAGCCACCCAGAGACCCUUUGCUACAGUUAGUCUCCCUCCAGAAGGCGUCUGGCUGCUGGCUGCUUGAUCCAGCUCUGGCUGCUGCACUGGGAAAGACCAACCAGGAGGUGGAAAAGUCAAAGCCUGAAAAGGCCAGCAGUGAAGUGUGGGCCACCAUUCUGGCUCUGAUCUGGCUUCAUGGUUUCAAGAUGGAUGCAAAGGACGAGUGGGAGCUUCUGGCUGCAAAGGCUGUGUCAUGGCUCAGUGCGCAAAAAGCACCGUCUGUGACAGAGUGUGUGGAAGCCGGAAAUAUAUUGUUGGGUUGCAGUGUGCAAAAAACUGCCCUUGGCCUCUGAGGUUUUUUAUAAACUAACAACUUCUUUAUGAUUCAUACACAGAAGCAGAUUUACUUCAUACUUCAUCCACAUUAAUCUUUGCAUCGUCCAACUUUAUUAUCUAAUGUGCCUUAUUUUAUGCUGCGUGUGUCCAAAGUCAGCUUUGUAAGAGUAGCAGAGAUUAUUGCUUUUCUAUUCUAACUUUAAUGUUGCUGUUUGCUUGAAAGCAUCAAAUAUUAAACAAAUAAAAACACA